Telopea speciosissima is the source of this 1450-nucleotide messenger RNA. Its product is annotated as zinc finger CCCH domain-containing protein 18. The transcript has 4 exons. Gene Ontology annotation, biological process: signal transduction; negative regulation of DNA-templated transcription. Gene Ontology annotation, cellular component: nucleus. NCBI's taxonomy places the organism in Eukaryota, Viridiplantae, Streptophyta, Magnoliopsida, Proteales, Proteaceae. The record is from RefSeq and is a predicted model, not a curated record. Bases 38 to 1399 code for a protein of 453 amino acids.
UGAUGAAGCUGUAGCUGGAAGAUCUAAGUUUUAUUUAAUGGCGACUGCUUAUGAGAUGAUGGAAGAAAACGAAAUUGAGCUGAAUUUGGGACUUUCACUGGGUGGUUGUUUCAUGAAAUCGGAGAAAUCUUUGGGGAUUCGGCAGAAAUCUGUGUCGUCGUCUGGAGUCGACGAGAAAUUCGACAAAACCGAAGCGGAUCUCAGAUCUAGCGUGUCUCCGAUCUCCGGCCGAGUUUUUGGGGAAAAUAAAGAAGUACAGAUUGAAGGAGAGGUUUUGGAUCCGCAGAGUAAGCGGAAGAUUCAGGCGUUACGGCGUCAAGAGGCGAGGAAAAAGAGAGCAGAGAAGCAGAAGAAGGGGAGAGUACGAGAUCGGGACAUAGUUGAGAAUGAAAUGGAUAGAUCUGAACAGAUCUGUAAAAAAGCUAAAGUUACCGAUGAAGAAGACCAGCAAGAUGUAAAUCAAGCGUCGAAACAGAGUCAGGGCCCUGACUCUUCUUCUGCAUUUGUUCCGGUUGUGCCUAUGCAGUACCCUUUCUCGCAUCUACAAUACAUUCCUUUUGCUAAUGGGCUUCCAGUCCCUUAUGCGGUGCCGUAUUGGGCUGCUCCACCUGCUUCCGCCUCGGUUGGUGAAGAAAAGAAUGUGUUUCAGAUGGUUGCGUGUAGGGCUUUUCAGCCAUUUCACGCACAGAACUCGAAUGCCAAUCUCAACUGUUCGAGGAGCAGUGAUUCUGAGCAGAAUGGAAGCAAAAGUGGUGGUCUGAAGCAAUUGCAGUCCUCCAGUGGAUCGCUAGGUAGUGCUUCUUCGGGGGUUUCUGAUUAUCAGAGCACAUCACACCAAGGGGGUUGCAGCAGCGAUACGAGAAGCCAUUCAAGUCGAUCCGCGUCAGAGCAGCCUCAACUUCAUACCAUGUUUGUGAACAAUGCACAAACGGAGCAGAGUGCUUCAUCUCAACCAACAGAAUCCACCCAAGGCAUUCAAGAACCAGAACAAAAAGCUGAGAAACUGGUUUUCUCAAAUCCCUUCCUAACAAACCCAGAAAAAACUGAGGGAAAACCCAUCACAACCACUGAUAACCCACCUCCUCCUCGUUCUCCUACUCGAGCCCCUCGGCCACCCAAAGAAUCCAAGGGGGAAGCUAACAAGCCUCCUAAGCCACCACAGCAUCAACCCCAUAAGACACAGGCCUUGCCUCACAUGCCAUGCGUAUCCACAACUGGAAAUGGCCCAAAUGGGAAAACCAUUACUGGGUUCUUGUACAGGUACAAUAAAACCGAAGUUAGCAUCAUGUGCAUCUGCCAUGGAAGCUCCUUCACACCAGCCGAGUUCGUGAAUCAUGCAGGAGGCACAGAUGUAUCAAAUCCAUUGAAGCAUAUAGUUGUGGUCCCAUCCCCAUUUUGAUGAAGACUUGGAUUUUUCUAUUUGGUUUUUUUUUUUUUUUUGGGUUUUGGG